AGUCAAACAUUGGGACUGACACUUCCUGACCCAUUUAUCAACUACAAAGCUGCCAAAAGUUUUUUUUUUUUUAUAUAACGCCUGAACUACAAUUAUGUGGCCAAAUCAAGGUGCAUCCAACCCAGCCUUCCCUCCUGGCUACAACCCUGCAUAUCCUGCUGUCCCACCUGCAGGAGUCUUCCCCCAGCCUCCACCUCCACAGUUCACACCUGUCCAGUAUCCAGUCGGCCUCAACCCGGCCGUGGUACCUAACGCGCCUCCUGGCGUGCUGCCCUAUGUAGCCCCAGGACCCCAAUCUUACCCCGUGGCGGCUGGAGGAUAUCCAGUAGUCCCUGUGGCAGGCGCCUACCCACGCUCACCUAAAGGGCAGCAUAAACACCACAAGAAAAAAGGGCAUCAUCACCACAAAGGCCAUUACUCUGGGGGCAUUAACUCCUUGGGUGGGGGCUUGAAUCACUUGGGUGGAUUGAAUCACUUGGGUGGGGGCUUGAAUCACUUGGGUGGAUUGAAUCAUGUGGGUGGGGGCUUGAAUCACUUGGGUGGAUUGAAUCACUUGGGUGGAUUGAAUCACGUGGGUGGAGGCGUCAGCGGAGCCUUGACAGGAAUGGCCUUGGGGUUAGUGGGACAUAAAGUCAACAAGAAGUUGAAGAAGGGGAAGAAGGGGCACCACUAUGGCGGGCACCAGUAUGGCGGGCACCAUAAACAUGGUGGCAAGUCCUCCAGUAGCAGCAGCAGUAGCAGCAGCAGCAGCAGCAGCUCAGACUGAGGAAAUGGUCCAUUAUUGUACUGUAAAUACACCAACAUUUAUAUAAAGUGACUGUCUGCUAAAACAACUUGCCAAUAAUUAAUUUAACACAAUUUGUAGAAUUAAACAGUUCAUUCUAAUAUUACUUGGGCUAUGUACUGCAUAAUUUUAGAAAUCUCAAUAUUGGCUUAUUUGACCACUCCACUGUUAACAGCCACCGGGUUGCAUUAUAUGUGUUGUUUUGAAACUAUAAAGUCUGCAUAUUAUAUUUUCCAGAGGGUGUUUAUUUUUUUUAUAGAUCUAUAAAAUGGUGAUAUGGUGGAAGAAAUGUCUAAAAAAUUUAUAUUUUUCCAUGUUGGUACUCUGGUUGUAUGGUCUACAAUUAAAGUAUGAAUGAAUAAAAAAAAAAG
Molecule: messenger RNA, 1155 nt
Organism: Nerophis lumbriciformis (worm pipefish)
Lineage: Eukaryota; Metazoa; Chordata; Actinopteri; Syngnathiformes; Syngnathidae
Gene: prr13
Product: proline rich 13
Source: RefSeq, a predicted model, not a curated record